AUGGGAGACCUUACAACGUAUUGCAAUAAAAAUUGUGAUGGCUUUUCAGCCAUCGAAGGUUCAAUCAUUCUUGAGAGUUAUUUUUUCACACUAAUUUUAUCGCGGUAUAAAGCGCUUGACCAUCAACUCUCGAAUACUAGGAAACUUCAUCCACAGUGCAAGAAAACAAAUCAUAAUUACACUUCUUACAAGUCACCAACUACACCACAAACAGGAAGAGAUCUUUCCAAACUUAGUGUUCAAUUUGUUUUUGAGUCAACUAGCGAUGACGUACCUACUAGCAAACUGAAGCGUGGAGAUUAUGAAGUUUUUAAUUCAAGGUUGUUGAAAGAUACACAUCCGAAGAUGAAGACGAUAGCGAAAAAAAAAAGAAGAGCUGAUGAUGAAGAAUCUGAAAUUACU
Molecule: messenger RNA, 402 nt
Organism: Funneliformis mosseae
Lineage: Eukaryota; Fungi; Glomeromycota; Glomeromycetes; Glomerales; Glomeraceae
Source: the annotation of a GenBank genome assembly